AUGAAUCGCAACCGACGGGCCGAUGAUCUCGGGGCCCUGAUGCUCCCCUCUGGCAGCACCGGCUUCUCCAAAGCCCUAGACUGCGCUGAGCCGCGCCGCUUUCUCGACCUCGUCGACCGCCAUCGCAUUUUCCUCGGCUUCGCUCCCAACUUCUUCCUGGCCCUGCUGUACGACCGCAUCUGUCGGAUCACGCCGAAGCAAGAGGCUCAACCCGCUCCGACCUGGGGCCUCUCGGAUCUGCGCUGCGUCUUCUCCGGCGGAGAGCCCACCGUGCGGCAGCUCCUCCUCCGGCUGGUUCAUCACGUAAGACAACGCCUACCUAGAUGCCCACGCCAGCUGUACAUCACCGGCCGCUUCAACAACACGCUUCUACUCAACGGGGAGACCAUCUUCCCCGUCGAGGUGGAGUGCAGUCUCGAACAGGUGCGUAUCCCCGAUCUGACUUCGAGCUUCACGCUGGUCUUCGCCCACCUAGCCCCCGACGCCCAUCUGAGACCAACUGCCCAGCUACGCUCCGGACGAUGUUGCUCCCACGCAGUUAUCUCGAAAGAACCUCGGUCGGUAUGCCCUCCCGAUCCCACUUCCGGCGCCCUCGACACCGACCGUGAAGCCCACGAACCUCUUCAGCCUGGUCUCCCUCCCUCGACUUCCACACCGUCACCCAGGACCUGCACCAGACGUUCGGGGUUGUCUUACCCCUCCCGACCUUCUCAGGGAACCGACUGUUGCCGACCUUGCCCACUGCUUCGCCUCCGAAUAACUCACCUCCUCUUGAAAUACGAAAGACACCACCCAUGA
Molecule: messenger RNA, 798 nt
Organism: Aspergillus niger
Lineage: Eukaryota; Fungi; Ascomycota; Eurotiomycetes; Eurotiales; Aspergillaceae
Exons: 2
Coding region: 1-798 (265 amino acids)
Source: RefSeq, a predicted model, not a curated record